Messenger RNA from Nasonia vitripennis (jewel wasp), 2424 nucleotides. RefSeq lists its product as uncharacterized. The transcript is spliced from 7 exons. NCBI's taxonomy places the organism in Eukaryota, Metazoa, Arthropoda, Insecta, Hymenoptera, Pteromalidae. Bases 258 to 2285 code for a protein of 675 amino acids. Gene Ontology annotation, molecular function: serine-type endopeptidase activity. The record is from RefSeq and is a predicted model, not a curated record. Gene Ontology annotation, biological process: proteolysis.
AAAGCCAAACUCGGCUGAAUAAUCGAAGUUUCAGAGAGCUCAGAGACUGCUCUCGGUUUAACGAUCGGCCGAUUAGCCGAUCCUAAUUGAGCGUGGCGAUACCGCGAAGGGGGAGCCGCGUGCGCGCAAGGCAAAUUUCCGAGUCGAAGAAGUCGUGCACUGUACGUCAGAGAGCUCGCACAGCGGCGAUGCAGCACGCUUACUACUCCCCGCGGGGUCUUUGACUCUUUCCAGACGACUAUUAAAAGCCCAUCGUCAUGCGAGUGAAAAUAAUGCUGCCGCUUCUCUGGCUGCUCGGCUACUGCGCCGAUACGAUUGCCGGGUCGGAAAGGGGUUCAAGGUCGUCAUCGUCGACUGCAGCGCAAGCCGCGCCCGCGAGCCUAGCAAACCGCAGCCAGCAGCAGCAGGCUUCCGCCCGGGAACGUGACUUCCGGCCGUCUUCGCCUUGGCCAGAUCCUACAGCUGUUUACAAGUCGGCCGAUAUCGGCGACGAGCAUUUAAUUGGAGGACGCGUAACCUUCUUCACGCCCGAUGACUUGAUAUGGAAGAGGAGAAGCGUGGCAGCGGCGAUAGGCAAGAGGAGGAAGAAGAAGUGGCCGAGGGAAAAGCCGAUGAAGACGUGGAAUAGCGAGACGAGGCCAGGUGGCCGAGUGUCGAGGAACAAGAGGUCGGCUGCCGAUUGGAUUGAUGGAGACGUCGAUCGGACCGAGGACUUUCUCAAGAUGCACGCUCUCGUCGUGAGGGAUGAGGACGUGCCCGACUGCGGCCACGCCGCCGACAAAGUUACGAAAACAAGGUAUUUCAUGUGCAGCGGAGUUAUUUUAAACGAGAAGCACGUCCUGACGUCGGCCACGUGCAUGAAUCGAGCUCAAAUCUACGAGCAUCACAUUGACGCAGAGCUCGCUGUGCUGAUUGGAGCAUUACAGGAGAACAGUUACGUUAUCAAGAUUGCGCACUACGAGAUACAUCCACAUUACGUACCCGAUCCUAAUUCAAUUCAUCAUGCGACAUACAAUGUCGCUGUUUUAACGCUCUCUUGCUCAAUUCCCCGCAAGUCGGCGGUAAUUCCAAAGUUGCCGUCCAACGCUUUCGACGACGUCGGACACAUGUGCUGCCCCGAUAGAUGCAAGCUUCUGACGGUGAUCGAGAAUUCAAAUAAUCAACAUGUCAUAAAAAAAUUACAAUUGAAACACUUGCCAUCGCCUAGACACAUAGAUGACGAUGAUCAGGAUGACGGAAAUGACGAGGAGUUCAUGGUGAGGUCGUUCAAAAAGGGGCAGAAGAAUAGAAAUAACUCGAGAACUACUAAGCGACCAGUAUCAAAACAAUUAGGCAGAAAAGUUAGAAAACGUGACAAAACUCCUCCGCAAUAUUUCACCAAAGAAGUGGCGGACAAAAAGAAAGCCAAAGAACUGGAGACUAGUAAAAAAGAAUCUAAUAAUGCCCACACGAUAGCAGCAUCGGGAAAUGCAGAUAUCGAGAUAGAUUGGGAACUAAUUAAAAAGGAAAUCAUGGCAAAUGAUGUCGCAGCGGAGAACAAAGAAAAAUUGUCAAAUUUUAUGAAAAACUCAAUGAGCGAUAUCAUAACGAAAAUUUUAGAAUCGAUGACGCGGUAUGUCGCUCGCAUAGACAAUACUUUUCCGUUUUUCAAAAAUAUUCUUAAAAAGAAUACGCCAUCUACGGACGAUAAGAUAAGCGAAAAAAUAUCUGACUUGAUGGGCAAAAAAGUAUUAAAGCUAGCUUUGAGAGAGCUGUACAUCAUACCUAAAGAAAAUAAUGAUCCCGAAGAUGAACAUUUAAAAAACAAGGGCGAUUUGCAAUUGAAAGAUAAUCUAAGAAACAUCAACACCGACAAAGACAAUGCUGGAACAGAUGCCAAAGUUGAGGAUGACGAGGCUAAAGGAACAGACAGCAAAGUUGACGAUGCCGAUAGCAAGGCAGAAACGGACUCAAAAAAUGAUUUGACGAACGAUGCAAUUACUACUAUCAAAAAUGAGAAAGAGGUAACUACUAAAGAAAACCCAAGCAAUAUUGAUAAUGUGGAAAAUCCAAACGAUAUUAGUGUUGAUUACAAACCAAAAGAAAAUUCGGAACCAGAAUCGUUAUUGGAAAAGAACGUAUACUGUCCCCCGUUGGGAUCACCGAUAAUAUCAAAUAAUACUUUGGUUGCACUGAUUGCAUACACGUGUGACGAUGCGCAAAGUUGGGUCGAAUGGAAAUACUUCGACGUUAUCGGUAGCAUCAAAUGGAUUCGAACAGAAAUGACAAAGGAGUACCUCGAAUGACAAUCGAUACGAAAUCCACAGUCACGUUACGCAAUUCAAAUGUAUUCGAAUGAAACUCUUUGUUACGAGAUGCAUCUCUAUUGUGAAAAACUCCCGUUUUUGCGGAAUCACCGCCAGCAAUAAAUCAAUUUUGUCCAAA